Exophiala bonariae is the source of this 540-nucleotide messenger RNA. RefSeq lists its product as uncharacterized. The record is from RefSeq and is a predicted model, not a curated record. The transcript has 3 exons. Bases 1 to 540 code for a protein of 179 amino acids. NCBI's taxonomy places the organism in Eukaryota, Fungi, Ascomycota, Eurotiomycetes, Chaetothyriales, Herpotrichiellaceae.
AUGGCCAUCAGCAAAGGGCCAGGGGCGAGGAGAUUGAUUCCGCUGAGGGAUGAGAAGCAAGCUAACCUUGUCAUGAGUAAGUCUACCCGCCCACUCCCAACCACAUAUCCUGACCUGCCACCAGUGACUCGCACCAACAAGGGAAACGACCGCAACCACAGUGCUUUGGCUGAUGGUACCGCCCUUCCUGAAGACCGCCUCCCUCGCUACUUUGCCAAACAUGGUCACGUAGACGCUGAUCCAAAGAGUGUCAAGAAGCAAGGAGGCGGCAAGGGCAAUUGGGGUCGUGAUGGAGAAGAAGCUCAAGACUACGGCUAUGCCUUUAACAAUCAACGUCGUCGCUCCAACUCUUCCACUCAACUUCUGGGUGAUUUCAAGACCAAGUUUGAAGCCAUGGAUGCCGACCCCGUCUUUGAGGAAGAACUACAUGGUCCCACCGAUGAUGACAUGGAACAGGCCUCGAACCUCUCCAAGGAGGAAUCCACUGACAGCAGCACAUUGGGAGGCAGUGUUGUUGAUGAUGAUGAUAAGAAAUUGUAA